Messenger RNA from Xenopus laevis (African clawed frog), 2457 nucleotides. It is a transcript of the gene rab6a.S, whose product is annotated as RAB6A, member RAS oncogene family S homeolog. The record is from RefSeq and is a predicted model, not a curated record. Lineage: Eukaryota; Metazoa; Chordata; Amphibia; Anura; Pipidae. The transcript has 8 exons. The coding region runs from base 653 to 1279 and encodes 208 amino acids.
UCCACCUCAGCGGCUAAAAACGCUGCCUCAGUUUGGUGCUUCCCCAUUGGCUGGGUAAUGCCUAUAGGUACAUACAAUUACAGCCGUUUACUCAAAGUUGGGUCUUGUUGGCACGCCCAUUUGCGUUGUUGGGUUGAGGUAAGAAAGAUCCAUAUUGGUUGUGGCGUCCCAUAGGGUUGACAGGUUGGAAGCGGGACGUUAUCGCUGACUGUUAAGGCUAUCGGGAGCUUCCGGUAAUUGUUUUGCCACACACCAAAUGGCGUUCUUAACAACCCUUACAAGCCCCACCCUGUAUUUCCUGAUUUGAUAGUUUUCCCUGCUACUGAUUGGCUCAUAUAUCCAGUUGGCAUAGUGACAACGCCUGCCAUAUUAGUGUGUGAGCGUGUCCCUGAGGGUUGGGUUUGGUACGCAGUCGCAGGUCUGUGAGACAGGGUGGGGCUUGACUAUCAGGUGUGUGUGAGUGGUCACGGGAAGCUGCAGCCUCUCCUCAGCCGAAUCGCUCGCUGUCCCCGGUCCCAAGAGCGCCCCACACGUAAUUUCUCGGCUCCCAUCCGUGCUGUGUAUCAGUGCAGCCAGAGGGAGCGGCCCUUCCGCCUUGUCCACGUAAUUCUAUAAUCUCUAACCGGAUCGAGGACCCCGGGCUCCCGGCACCAUGUCCGCGGGAGGAGACUUCGGGAACCCGCUGAGGAAAUUCAAACUGGUCUUCCUGGGGGAACAGAGCGUUGGGAAGACAUCUUUAAUAACCAGGUUCAUGUAUGACAGCUUUGACAACACUUAUCAGGCAACAAUUGGUAUUGACUUCUUAUCCAAAACAAUGUACCUAGAGGAUCGAACAGUCCGGUUGCAAUUGUGGGACACAGCAGGUCAGGAGCGGUUCAGGAGUCUGAUCCCUAGCUACAUUCGCGACUCCACUGUGGCAGUUGUUGUUUUUGAUAUCACAAAUGUAAACUCAUUCCAGCAAACCACAAAAUGGAUCGAUGAUGUCCGAACAGAGCGGGGGAGUGAUGUGAUCAUUAUGCUUGUGGGAAAUAAAACAGAUCUUGCGGAUAAAAGGCAAGUGUCCAUUGAGGAAGGGGAGCGGAAAGCCAAGGAGCUGAAUGUAAUGUUUAUUGAAACCAGUGCAAAGGCUGGCUACAAUGUAAAGCAGCUCUUCCGACGUGUUGCAGCCGCCUUGCCUGGAAUGGAAAGCUCACAGGAUAAGAGCAGAGAAGACAUGAUUGAUAUCAAACUGGAAAAGCCUCCAGAACAGCCAGUGUCGGAAGGAGGCUGCUCCUGUUAAUGUCGCCCAUCCCUCUGCAGGACUUCCUCCAUGAUUCUUCCUCCGGGACAUCACUGCUCCUCUCAUGCCCUCAUCAGGCCUCCCUAACCCCAACCUUACUACUUUAUAAAAAGAAAAAAAAGCAGUGUAAAUAUCUGCCUCCCUCCCUAGCCCUCGACUCUUGGCUCCGAAUCUGGCUGUCUUGUGGACCUAUGAACGAUCAGCUUCACGGGCUUGUUAAUAUAUAAGCAGUGUCUUCAUUAUUUAAGCAACACGGAAAUUGUAUGCUUGUUGUUAAUCCAUCUUGAAAAAAAAAAAACGGUUCAUAUCUGACCGAGAACCUCUGCAACAUAGGAUGAUACCGAGUAUCUCUGCAUGCUUUCUAUGUUCCAAGCUCACUGGAAAAAUUCAUGGCACUAUGGGCAUUGAUCACUAGCGCGGUGCAAGGUUUUUAAUGUGCUUAAAUAGAUCUACUGCCCCCUCCCCCUGCCCAUUUCGGCUUCACUCACCCACCGGUCUGCUGAGAUUAGUGUAGGAUAUGUAGUCACCGUACCAAACAGAAAAGCAUUAUGAUGUGGUCAUACUCUGUACUGUUUUAUAUUGCAGCAUUUCAUUGUAUAUGGGGUGUGAACUGCUGCUUGACAUAGUUAUCUUUUUAUUAACGUUUCCUUUUUUUUUUUUAAUUUUAAAUAAAGUAUAAAUAAUGCACUUUGUAAUAUUGCAGAGAAGAAUCACUAAUAAUGCCUUGUGGGGCAGAGUAAGAGUGGGGUAUCCUAAUGAUGAGUAAAUCUGUGCUGCUCCCUGUCUCCCUCUAGUAGUCAGUGGGGCUUGUUGGUGGGAUAAUAUGGAUACGGUGCUAGGAAUUUAUCAUUCAGUGAAUGAACUCAUCUGCUUUAACCCUUUGUGUUUUUAUCUUUUACUGCUAUACAGACAGCUAGAUGCUGGGAAUGAGUAGGCAGCUGAGUAGAAAGAAUUAUGUUAUGCAGGCAGAAGUGUCUAGAGCUCCAAAGGUAACAAAAAUGACAUGUAUUUUAACACUGAUCUGCGUUAACUGAACAUUACACAUUGUUUUCCAGAGUAAAGAAUAAACACUUUACUGUGUGGCCCUGUAGGGUAAUGGCACGUGCCCUGGUGUUUUAUAACAUUGUGAAAUGCUUCAAAUCCAUUAACUGUGAAUAAAGUGAAACUGGUGCAGGUGA